GGUAAGGAGAGGAUUGUUGCCGAGGACGCAUUGAGCUGUCAGAGAUACGGCCGCUCAUGCCACUCUCACCUACCUGGAGUUUCACUGCCAUGGACUUAACCGAGGAUAGCGCUGUGGAAAUUAUCCCGUGCUGACCCACUUCUUCUCGCGUUUCUUUCUCCCGGUGUCCUCUGACGCCUUCUCUCAUUCCUGUCAGGUGAAUUAAACCGGAUAAACUAUGUCGGACAAAAUGUCUAGUUUCCUCCAUAUAGGGGACAUUUGUUCCCUUUAUGCAGAGGGCUCCACCAGUGGGUUUAUCAGCACUUUGGGGCUUGUGGAUGACCGUUGUGUAGUACAACCCGACGCAGGGGACCUCAACAACCCGCCCAAGAAAUUCAGAGACUGCCUUUUCAAGCUGUGUCCUAUGAACAGAUAUUCAGCACAGAAGCAGUUCUGGAAAGCAGCAAAACCUGGAGGCAACAGUACUACAGACACAGUCCUGCUCAAUAAACUGCAUCAUGCUGCAGACCUGGAGAAGAAGCAGAAUGAGUCUGAGAACCGCAAGCUGCUAGGAACAGUCAUCCAGUAUGGAAAUGUGAUUCAGUUGCUGCAUCUGAAAAGCAAUAAAUACCUGACCGUGAACAAGCGGCUACCUGCACUGCUGGAGAAGAAUGCCAUGAGAGUGACUCUGGACUCGGCAGGGAAUGAGGGAUCCUGGUUCUACAUUCAGCCCUUCUACAAGCUGAGAUCCCUGGGAGACAGUGUGGUGAUUGGAGACAAAGUAGUCCUUAACCCUGUGAAUGCAGGACAGCCUCUUCACGCCAGCAGCCACCAGCUUGUUGAUAACCCAGGCUGUAAUGAGGUUAAUUCUGUUAAUUGCAACACAAGCUGGAAAGUAGUUCUCUUCAUGAAAUGGAGCGACAACUUGGAAACUAUACUCAAGGGGGGUGACGUCGUGCGGUUAUUCCAUGCAGAGCAGGAAAAGUUCCUCACUUGUGACGACCACAGGAAGAAGCAGCAUGUUUUUCUCCGGACCACCGGCCGACAGUCGGCAACUUCAGCCACCAGCAGCAAAGCACUUUGGGAAGUGGAGGUGGUCCACCAUGACCCAUGCAGAGGAGGUGCAGGCUAUUGGAACAGUCUGUUCAGGUUUAAACAUUUGGCCACAGGCUGCUAUUUGGCUGCAGAGAUGGGUGAGGUGAAUCCAGACUUUGAGGAGGAGAGUGCUGAACAGCGAUCUUCUAUGGUGGAUUUUACACCCUUCAAUUUCCAGCUGGAUGGUGAUAAUGAAGCUCUACGAGGCCGCCUCCGAGCUCCUCAGGAGAAAAUCAUGUUUACUCUGGUGCCUGUACCCGAUGGCAUGGAUGUCUCCUCUAUCUUUGAGCUGGACCCAACCACUCUAAGAGGAGGAGAUUCAAUGGUUCCCAGGAGUUCCUAUGUGAGGCUCCGGCACUUGUUCACCAACACAUGGGUUCAUAGCACCAUGCUCCCCAUUGACAAAGAGGAGGAGAAACCCGUCAUGUUACGGAUUGGGACUUCAGCUGUAAAAGAAGACAAGGAAGCCUUUGCCAUAGUCCCGGUGCCGCCAUCAGAAGUGCGUGAUUUAGAUUUUGCGAACGAUGCAAGUAAAGUCUUGGCUUCUAUUGCUGGCAAGCUGGAAAAAGGCACCAUCACACAAAAUGAAAGGAGGUUUGUGACAAAGCUGCUGGAAGAUUUAGUUUUCUUUGUGGUGGACAUCCCCAACAGUGGGCAGGAUGUACUAGAGAUCAUGGUCAACAAGCCCAAUAGAGAGAGACAAAAGCUGAUGAGAGAGCAGAACAUCCUCAAACAGAUUUUCAAACUUCUCCAGGCCCCUUUCACAGACAGCGGGGAUGGUCCCAUGUUACGACUGGAGGAGCUCGGAGAUCAGCGGCACGCUCCGUUCAGGCACAUUUGUAGGCUUUGUUACAGAGUUCUCCGCCAUUCCCAACAGGAUUACAGGAAGAACCAAGAAUAUAUUGCCAAACAGUUCCGCUUUAUGCAGAAACAGAUUGGGUACGAUGUACUGGCGGAGGACACCAUUACGGCUCUGCUCCAUAACAACCGGAAGCUGCUGGAGAAACACAUCACUGCUGCUGAGAUUGACACCUUUGUCACUCUAGUGAGGAAGAAUCGGGAACCAAGAUUUCUGGACUACUUGUCAGAUCUCUGUGUGUCCAUGCACAAAUCCAUCCCAGUGACUCAGGAGCUCAUCUGCAAUGCAGUGCUGGACUGCAGCAAUGCUGACAUCCUCAUUGAAACCAAAUUAGUUCUGUCAAGGUUUGAGAUCGAGUCAUCAGUAAAUGGUGAGGCUCCGGUAGAGGCAGAAGAUGUGGAGGAGGUCUGGUUGUUCUGGAAGGACAACUGCAAGGAGAUCCGCAGUAAGAGUGUCCGGGAGUUGGCCCAGGAUGCUAAGGAGGGUCAGAAGGAGGACCAGGAAGUGGUCAGCUAUUACAGGUGCCAACUGAAUCUCUUUGCUCGGAUGUGUUUGGACCGCCAGUAUCUGGCCAUCAACAAGAUCUCUGGUCAGCUCGACGUGGAUUUGAUCUUGCGCUGCAUGUCCGAUGAGGACUUGCCCUUUGACCUGCGGGCGUCUUUCUGCCGCCUGAUGUUGCACAUGCAUGUAGACCGGGACCCUCAGGAGCAGGUCACACCUGUCAAAUAUGCACGUCUGUGGUCGGAGAUUCCAUCUAAAAUUGCUAUUGAUGACUAUGACAAUGAUGGAACCACCAGAGAUGAGAUCAAAGAGCGUUUUAGCCUCACCAUGGAGUUUGUAGAGACCUACCUGCGAGAGGUGGUGUCACAAAACAUUCCCUUCUCUGACAAGGAGAAAAACAAGCUCACAUUUGAGGUAGUAAACCUGGCGAGGAACCUCAUAUACUUUGGCUUCUACAACUUCAGUGACCUGCUGCGCCUGACAAAGAUCUUACUCAACAUUUUAGACUGUGUACAUGUCAGUACUGUUUACCCCAUAAACAAGAUUGAGAAGGGGGAUGAAAGCAAAGGUGGUAGUAAUGUUAUGAAGUCAAUUCAUGGAGUGGGGGAGCUGAUGACCCAGGUAGUGCUGCGCGGAGGGGGCUUACUGCCGACCACGCCAACCCAUCAGCCUGAAGGAGACGUGGCAAAAACACAGACUGAGCCAGAGAGAGAGGAUAUAAUGGUCAUGGACACAAAGCUCAAGAUUAUUGAGAUCCUGCAGUUCAUUUUAAAUGUACGGCUGGACUACAGGAUUUCCUGCUUGCUCUGCAUUUUCAAACGUGAGUUUGACGAGAGCAAUCCACAAGGAGACCACACUGUCAGUGCGAAUGGAGGCAACAACAAUACCGCUCAGAUGCCUGGAAAUCUUGAUUUUGAGAACAUUGAGGAACAAGCCGAAGGGAUCUUUGGUGGAAGUGAGGAAAACACUCCUUUAGAUCUGGAUGACCACGGAGGCCGCACGUUUCUCAGGGUCCUGCUGCACCUGACCAUGCACGACUACCCCCCCUUAGUAUCUGGAGCGCUUCACCUGCUCUUCAGACACUUCAGCCAGAGGCAGGAAGUCCUCAUGGCCUUCAAACAAGUGCAGCUGCUUGUUACCAGUCAGGAUGUGGAGAACUACAAGCAGAUCAAGACAGAUCUGGACCAGCUGCGCUCUAUUGUGGAGAAAUCUGAACUGUGGGUUUACAAGAGACAAGGCGAGGAUGGCAUGGAUGGAGAUGGUCCUUCAGAGUCUGACAAUAAACCAAAGGGAGAGUCUCUGUCUUCAGACAAGAAGAAGACAGAAAGCACUAGUAGUUACAACUACAGAGUUGUAAAAGAGAUCCUUGUACGCCUCAGUAAACUGUGUGUCCAGGAGGGUAUCUCAGGAAAAAAGAGUAAGAAACAGCAGCAGAGGCUGCUCAGGAACAUGGGCGCUCACAGUGUGGUGCUGGAACUUCUACAAAUCCCCUACGAGAAGGGUGAAGACGUUCGAAUGCAGGAGAUCAUGAAAUUGGCUCAUGAAUUUCUGCAGAAUUUCUGUGCUUGGAACCAGCAAAACCAGACUCUUCUCCAUAAGCAUAUCAACUUAUUCCUUAACCCAGGAAUCCUUGAGGCUGUCACCAUGCAGCACAUCUUCAUGAAUAAUUCGCAGCUGUGCAAUGAAAUCAAUGAACGUGUUGUUCAGCACUUUGUCCACUGCACUGAGACACACGGGCGACAUGUGCAGUACCUCAAGUUUCUCCAGACGAUUGUUAAAGCUGACAACAAGUUCAUUAAGAAGUGUCAGGACAUAGUCAUGGCAGAGUUGGUGAACUCUGGUGAAGAUGUCCUGGUCUUCUACAACGACCGCGCAUCCUUUCAGACCCUAGUCCAGAUGAUGCGGUCGGAGCGGGACCGCUUGGAUGAAAACAGCCCUCUAAUGUAUCACAUCCACCUGGUUGAACUGCUGGCCGUCUGCACUGAGGGAAAGAACGUCUACACCGAGAUUAAGUGCAACUCCUUGUUACCCUUGGAUGACAUAGUGCGGGUUGUCACCCAUGAAGACUGCAUCCCAGAGGUGAAGAUUGCCUAUAUCAACUUCUUAAACCACUGUUAUGUGGAUACAGAGGUGGAGAUGAAAGAGAUUUACACAUCCAACCACAUGUGGAAGCUAUUUGAGAACUUCCUGGUAGACAUUUGUAGGGUGUGCAACAACACCAGCGACAGGAAGCAUGCAGAUACAAUCCUGGAGCGUUAUGUAACCGAGACCGUCAUGAGCAUUGUCACAUGUUUCUUCAGCUCUCCUUUCUCUGACCAGAGCACAAGCCUGCAGAUGGCUCGUCAUAUUUAUGCAGCCAUUCUUGGAAAGAUAACAGAGACUCGUCAGCCAGUAUUUGUACAACUGCUCCAGGGAGUAUUCAGGGUGUACCACUGUAACUGGCUGAACCCCGCUCAGAAGCACUCAGUCGAGGGGUGUAUCAAAGUGCUUUCAGACGUGGCUAAGAGCCGAGCAAUUGCCAUCCCAGUGGACCUUGACAGUCAGGUGAACAACUUGUUUGUCAAGCCUAAUAACGUUGUGCAGAAGACCCUUCUCAACUGGAAACAAUCUACUAAGAACACGUCCAGGCGAGAAUCAAGCAUGGCUGCCUCUAAAGAUUACAAAAACAUCAUUGAGAAACUACAGGACAUCGUUUCUGCUCUUGAGGAUCGACUGAGGCCGCUGGUCCAAGCUGAACUCUCGGUACUGGUGGAUGUCCUCCACCGUCCUGAGCUGCUCUUCCCCGAGAACACAGACGCUCGCAAGAAAUGUGAAAGCGGGGGAUUCAUAUCAAAGCUGAUCAAACACACCAAGCAGCUCCUGGAGGAGAAUGAGGAACGUCUGUGCAUCAAAGUUCUGCAAACACUCAGGGAAAUGAUGACUAAAGAUCGGGGCUAUGGGGUGAAGCUGAUUGCCUUUGAUGAUGAAAUGGAUGUGGCUGAGCUGGCACCUCCACCUGAGCCUGAAGUCCCUGCAGAGGAGCUUGAUCCCAGCCAGCCACUGAAGCAAGUGGAGGAUCAAAGGAGGGGUGAGGCUCUACGUCAAAUUUUGGUCAACCGGUACUACGGGAAUGUUAAAUCUGGUCAGAGGAGAGAGAGCCUCACAUCCUACAGCAACGGGCCGCUCACGUCUGGAGCGCCAGGAAAAUCACCUACACUUGUGAGCUCUGGGAUUGGAGGUCGAGGGGAGCUGAGCCUGGCCGAGGUCCAGUGCCACCUUGAUAAAGAAGGAGCUUCUGACCUGGUAAUCGACCUGAUCAUGAAUGCCACCAGUGAUCGUAUUUUCCAGGAGAGCAUCCUGCUGGCCAUCGCGCUGCUGGAGGGUGGAAACACAGUCAUCCAGAGGUCAUUUUAUAAUCGUUUAACUGGGGACAACAAGUCAGAAAAAUUCUUCAAGGUGUUUUAUGAGCGCAUGAAGCUGGCCCAGCAGGAGAUUAAAGCCACUGUGACUGUCAACACUAGUGACCUGGGCAGCAAGAAGAAGGAUGAGGAGCCGCCAGACAAAGACCUGUCAACACGGAAGAAAGUGAAAGACGUGCCAGUGGUUGCAAUGGUAACUGAGGAAGUGAAGGAGCAGCUGGUGGAGGCCUCUGCUGUCACCAAGAAAGCCUACACCACCUACCGUCGGGAGGCAGAGGCCGAGGAGCACCAGGCUGCCGCUGACGGUACCCCCAUCCCGACCGCUGAUAAAAGCCAAGACGAAGGCGAGAUGAGUGUCAUCAUCACCAUCAUGCAGCCCAUCCUACGCCUCAUGCAGCUGCUCUGUGAGAACCACAACAGAGAUCUGCAGAACUUCUUACGCAAUCAGAACAACAAGAACAACUAUAAUCUGGUGUGUGAGACUCUUCAGUUCCUCGACUGCAUCUGUGGCAGCACCACAGGAGGACUAGGGCUGCUGGGACUCUACAUAAACGAGAAGAACGUAGGACUCAUCAACCAGACUGUGGAGAGCCUGACUGAGUACUGCCAGGGUCCCUGUCAUGAGAAUCAGAACUGCAUUGCCACUCAUGAGUGCAAUGGCAUUGAUAUCAUCAUUGCCCUCAUUCUCAAUGACAUCAACCCUCUUGGUAAGAAGAGGAUGGACCUUGUUCUGGAGCUCAAAAACAAUGCCUCUAAGCUUCUUCUUGCAAUUAUGGAGAGUCGCCACGACAGUGAGAAUGCUGAGAGAAUUCUGUACAACAUGAGGCCCAAAGAGCUGGUGGAAGUUAUCAAAAAAGCCUACAUGCAGGGUGAGAUAGAGGUGGAGGAGCCUGAGGAGGACGAGGAUGGAGAGGAGGAACAUUCUGCUUCUCCACGGAACGUGGGACAUAAUAUCUACAUUUUGGCACAUCAAUUGGCACGUCACAACAAGGAACUGCAGGCCAUGUUGAAGCCUGGGGGGACGUAUGGAGAGGGCGAUGAAGCACUGGAGUUCUACGCCAAACACACUGCUCAGAUUGAGAUCGUACGUCUGGAUCGCACAAUGGAGCAGAUAGUGUUUCCUGUUCCCAACAUCUGUGAGUUCCUUACACAAGAGUCCAAGCUACGAGUAUACUACACCACAGAGCGAGACGAGCAAGGCAGCAAGAUCAAUGAUUUUUUCCUACGCUCUGAGGACCUUUUCAAUGAGAUGAAUUGGCAGAAGAAGCUGCGAGCUCAGCCCAUCCUGUACUGGUGCUCCAGGAACAUGUCCUUUUGGAGCAGCAUCUCCUUCAACCUGGCUGUACUCAUGAACCUCCUUGUGGCGUUCUUCUACCCGCUGGAAGGUGUCCGUGGAGGCACCCUGGAGCCCCACCUGUCUGCUCUGUUGUGGUUAGCCAUGCUGGUGUCUCUGGCCAUCGUCAUUGUGUUGCCCCAGCCUCAUGGAAUCAGGGCGCUGAUUGCAUCCACCAUCCUGCGUCUGAUCUUCUCUGUCGGCCUAGAGCCCACGUUGCUCCUGCUGGGCGGGUUUAAUCUAUGUAACAAGGUGAUCUUCCUAAUGAGCUUCGUUGGGAACCGAGGAACCUUCACACGUGGAUACAUAGCCAUGAUCAUGGAUGUGGAGUUCCUGUACCACCUACUCUACCUGAUUAUCUGCUCACUGGGGGUCUUUGUCCAUGUCUUCUUCUACAGCUUGCUGCUCUUUGACCUUGUUUACCGAGAAGAAACCUUACUGAACGUGAUAAAGAGCGUCACCCGAAACGGACGCUCCAUAGUUCUGACAGCUGUGUUGGCCCUUAUCCUCGUCUACCUCUUCUCUAUUGUGGGAUAUAUCUUCUUCAAGGAUGACUUCCUUUUGGCUGUCGACAGGAUACCCAACAAAACGCUUGAACAUGGAGCCAGCAUGAUUGGAGAGCUCUUCUCGGGAGGAGUGUGUCAAAAGGAAAGUGGAGAAAACUGUUCAACAGAGGCCGUCAUGGAUGCUUCCACUGCUGUCCAGCCAUCAGUGGUGAUCGAGGACAAGGAGCGAACGUGUGACUCCUUACUCAUGUGCAUUGUCACAGUACUGAGUCACGGCCUGAGGAGUGGAGGAGGUGUUGGGGACGUCCUGAGGAAGCCAUCCAAAGAGGAACCCUUGUUUGCUGCCAGAGUGAUCUACGACCUGCUUUUCUUCUUCAUGGUCAUCAUUAUUGUCCUCAACCUCAUCUUUGGUGUCAUCAUCGAUACGUUUGCCGACCUGAGGAGCGAAAAGCAGAAGAAAGAGGAAAUUCUGAAGACAACGUGUUUCAUUUGUGGUCUGGAGAGAGACAAGUUUGACAAUAAGACAGUUACUUUUGAAGAACACAUCAAAGUGGAGCACAACAUGUGGCAUUACCUGUUCUUCAUUGUCCUGGUGAAGGUCAAGGACUCCACGGAGUUCACUGGGCCGGAAAGCUAUGUGGCUGAAAUGAUCAGGGAACACAACCUGGACUGGUUUCCUCGAAUGCGGGCCAUGUCCCUGGUGAGCAGCGAUGCCGACGGAGAGCAGAACGAAAUCCGAAGCCUGCAAGAGAAGCUGGAGUCCACCAUGAAGCUGGUGACCAACCUCUCGGGCCAGCUGACCGAGCUCAAAGAGCAGAUGACAGAGCAGAGGAAGCAGAAGCAGCGGAUUGGGCUGCUGGGACACCCUCAGCACAUGAACGUCAACCCCCAGCAGCCGGCGUAAGGUGCGGCGACGGAGUCUGCAAGCCGGCUCGCCGUCUGGAAGGGAGCGAUCUGUCCUUGCAAAAUGUAUGCAGCACUGAGUGUGAAAGUAUCUUACAACGGUAGGGAAACGCUGUAACAUAGAUAGCUAUAAGGCAAUGUGUAGCUCUACCCCACGCAAAGCGAUACUCCAGACAGUAACACUCACCCACCUCAUUCUGUUCUGUUCAGUUGGUGCCAAAUGUUUUUUGGGUUGUUGUUUUUUUUCCUGCCGAAAGAAAUCGGAUUUCUCAACACACAGCCUUUAACGGUUCAACGUGAAAAAUGAUGAAAUUGUUCUGUUUCUUUUUUUUUUAUCAUUAUUUAAAAGUUUUCUAUUUUUAUUCCUAACACACUGAGCAGUGUUUAUUGUCUUGUUCUUUUGUAUGUCGUGCAAUAUCUUAACUUAAAUAUGCAACCAAAUGGUGUGUAGAUUUAAGUUUUAAUUCUUAUGUCUUGUUUAAAUCCACCGGGGAGUGGUUUAAACUGUUCUUUAUGGUCUCUGGACAAUUAAGCAGUUGUCGUUCAUUUGUAUUUAAACACAAACGGAGAUAUGAUAAUGACUGGGCUUCACAAUAUCACCCUGCAUUUAGUUGGUCCAGAUGGGCACACUGUUCGGGUGACAUCUGCACUCAGUAGAUAAGAUAUUGUGUGAGAGCAAUAUAAACAAAUAGAUUCCUUCCAUCAUAUGGUCAAUAUUUUGUGCUAAGUUAUUUUAUGGGGAAGUAGCUUUAUAAUUUGACUGGGUUGCAACAGCCGUCUAGAAUCGUGUUGCUCAGGAGUCAUGUAGUUAAUACAGUAAUAAUGACCAUUGGUAUAUUCUGAUAUGUCGCUGCUUGUGUGGAAACUUUGUUCUUUUAGUUUGACUUUAACAUUUUAGUUCUUUCCAUGUUAGGAAUGAACUUUUUUUUUUUUUUUUUUCUGGGAGGGGACUACUUUGUGUAAAUAAAGUUUGUUGCUUUACUUUGCUUUUGUAUAGAAAGAUAAGAUGGGGGAAAAAAAUAUUACUGUCACAAAAUGUUAAGGGUAAACAAAUCAAAGCGUUGUCAAUUUGUAUAUAGAAGUAGAAUUAUUUAUUAAAAUUGUUAUUAUCCUUUAA
Fundulus heteroclitus (mummichog) is the source of this 9691-nucleotide messenger RNA. RefSeq names its product inositol 1,4,5-trisphosphate receptor, type 1b (gene itpr1b). NCBI's taxonomy places the organism in Eukaryota, Metazoa, Chordata, Actinopteri, Cyprinodontiformes, Fundulidae. Gene Ontology annotation, cellular component: endoplasmic reticulum; membrane. Gene Ontology annotation, biological process: calcium ion transmembrane transport. The transcript is spliced from 64 exons. Gene Ontology annotation, molecular function: inositol 1,4,5-trisphosphate-gated calcium channel activity; inositol 1,4,5 trisphosphate binding. Bases 218 to 8575 code for a protein of 2785 amino acids. The record is from RefSeq and is a predicted model, not a curated record.